This is a messenger RNA of Lathyrus sativus (Indian pea), 3048 nucleotides long. The record is from the annotation of a GenBank genome assembly. Lineage: Eukaryota; Viridiplantae; Streptophyta; Magnoliopsida; Fabales; Fabaceae.
AUGGAGAAAAAGUUCAUCUUUUCGUUGACCCUUUUGGGUAUACUCUUUUAUGGAGGAGAUUCCAAGUUUAUGGUGUAUAACACAUCUCAGGGUAUAGUCUCUGGGAAACUCAAUGUUCAUCUGGUUGCUCAUACUCAUGAUGAUGUUGGCUGGUUGAAAACCGUUGAUCAGUACUAUGUUGGGUCUAACAAUUCCAUUCAGGGGGCUUGUGUGCAAAAUGUGUUGGACUCUAUGGUUUAUGCUCUAUUGGCUGAUAAGAACAGGAAAUUUAUCUAUGUGGAGAUGGCCUUUUUCCAGCGAUGGUGGAGAGAUCAGAGUGAAGCUAUUCAGAAUAUCGUUAAGCAGUUUGUUAGUUCGGGUCAAUUAGAGUUCAUAAAUGGGGGCAUGUGUAUGCAUGAUGAGGCAGUACCUCAUUACAUAGACAUGAUUGAUCAGACUACACUUGGACACCGAUUUCUGAAAGAGGAGUUUGGCGUGACUCCCAGAAUCGGUUGGCAAAUUGAUCCCUUUGGCCAUUCGGCUGUGCAGGCUUACUUAUUGGGAGCUGAAGUUGGUUUUGAUUCACUUUUCUUUGGUAGGAUAGAUUACCAGGAUAGAACUAAACGCAAAAAGGAGAAGAGUCUCGAGGUUAUCUGGCAGGGUAGCAAGAGCCUUGGCUCUUCUGCUCAGAUCUUUGCCGGUGCAUUCCCUAAGAACUAUGAGCCUCCUUCUGGAUUUUACUUUGAAGUUAAUGAUGAUUCCGAAAUAGUUCAAGAUAACAUGGAUUUGUUCGAUUACAACGUGCAAGAUAGAGUUGACGACUUUGUUGCUGCUGCACUAUCACAAGCAAACAUAACUCGAACAAAUCACAUAAUGUGGACAAUGGGAACUGAUUUUAAGUAUCAAUUCGCACAUACAUGGUACCGGCAAUUGGACAAGCUUAUUCAUUAUGUGAACAAGGAUGGACGUGUCAAUGCUCUGUAUUCUACGCCAUCCAUAUAUACUGAUGCUAAAUAUGCUGCAAAUGAGUCUUGGCCAAUCAAAACCGGCGAUUUCUUCCCUUACGCGGAUCGUGCAAAUGGUUUCUGGACAGGAUACUUUACCAGUAGGCCAGCUUUGAAACGCUAUGUCAGAUUAAUGAGUGGCUAUUAUUUGGCUGCAAGACAACUUGAAUAUUUUAGAGGGCGAAAGAACUCGGGGCCAAAUACAGAUUCAUUAGCGGAUGCUUUAGCAAUUGCUCAACACCAUGAUGCAGUCACUGGCACAGAAAAACAGCAUGUGGCCAAUGACUAUGCUAAGCGGUUGGCGAUAGGCUACAAGGAGGCAGAGGAACUGGUUUCAUCAUCGCUGGCUUGCUUAGCCGAAUCAACAUUGUUUACUGGAUGUCAGAACCCAGUUACAAAGUUUCAACAAUGUCCGCUUUUGAACAUUACUUACUGUCCGGCAACAGAAGUUGAAUUGGUUCAAGGAAAGAGUUUGGUUAUAGUGGUUUAUAACUCCCUUGGUUGGAAGAGGAAUGAAGUGAUUCGAAUUCCCGUUAUUGAUGGCGAUGUUACAGUUCAUGACUCUAACGGUGUAGAAAUCGAAUCUCAAAUUCUACCUCUGGCUGAGUCAUUUGUAAACUUAAGAAACUACUAUGUCAAGGCAUAUUUGGGAGAAACUCCAUCCAAGACACCCAAGUACUGGCUUGCUUUUACGGUUUCUGUACCACCAUUUGGUUUUAGCACCUACACUGUCUCGACUGCCAAAAAAACAGGUUCCACCAGAUCAUCUGUAUAUACGCAUCAAAGUCAUGAAAAGUCUUCUAUUGGUCAAGGAAAUUUGAAGCUUACCUUUUCUACGGAUCAAGAAAAACGUACCAAUUAUGUUAAUGCAAGAAACAUGGUUGAGGAACAGGUUGAACUUAGUUACCUUUACUAUUCUGGAUAUAACGGAACCGACCAAAAAGAUCCACAGAAUGCCGGGGCCUAUAUCUUCCGUCCAAAUGGCACACAUCAUAUAAACCAUGAAAAACAGGUUCCCGUGACGGUUCUGCAUGGACCGAUAAUAGAUGAAGUGCAUCAACAAAUCAAUCCAUGGAUAUAUCAGAUCACCCGACAGUUCAAAGGAAAGGAACAUGUUGAAGUCGAGUUUAUUGUUGGUCCUAUACCUAUUGACGAUGGAAUUGGUAAAGAAGUUGCCACUCGAAUUUCAACUACUAUGGAAACCAAUAAAACCUUUUACACAGAUUCUAAUGGGCGUGAUUUUAUCGAAAGGGUGCGUGACUACAGAACAGACUGGGACUUGGAAGUGAACCAGCCCGUUGCCGGAAAUUAUUAUCCAAUUAAUCUCGGGAUAUACAUAAAGGAUAAUAAAACAGAAUUCUCGGUUUUGGUGGAUAGAGCUAUCGGAGGAUCCAGCUUAGAAGAUGGACAAAUCGAGUUGAUGCUCCACAGGAGAUUGUUGCUCGAUGAUUCAAGAGGUGUCGCAGAGGCCCUAAAUGAAACAGACUGUGUUGCUGACAAUUGCAGGGGUCUAACUGUCCAAGGUAAAUAUUAUUAUAGAAUCGAUCCCUUGGGCGAGGGAGCUAAGUGGCGCCGUACUUUUGGCCAGGAAAUGUAUUCUCCACUUUUGUUAGCCUUUUCUGAAAAGGAUGAUAAAGAUGCCUGGACGAAUAGCCGUGUAACCACCUUUUCAGGAUUUGAUUCUUCUUACACAUUACCAGAAAACAUUGCUAUUAUAACAUUACAGGAACUUGAUCACGGGACAGUUCUCCUUCGAUUAGCGCAUUUAUAUGAGAUUGAAGAAGACAAGGAUCUGUCUGUAAAAACGAGUGUGGAACUGAAAAGGCUCUUCUCAGGAAAGAAGAUCAAAGAAGUGAAAGAAAUGAGCUUAUCUGCAAAUCAAGAAAGGAAAGAGAUGGAGAAGAAAAGACUUGUUUGGAAAGCAGAAGGAUCCUCUGGAAAUGAAGGUGUUUCAAGGGGAGGAGCAGUUGAUCCAAAAGAGCUUAUUGUGGAGCUUGCUCCAAUGGAAAUUCGCAGUUUUAUGAUUUACUUUGAUUAUAGUAACCAUCUUUUUGAUGCAUUGUAG